Messenger RNA from Saprolegnia diclina VS20, 1875 nucleotides. RefSeq lists its product as hypothetical. The transcript is spliced from 7 exons. The coding region runs from base 1 to 1875 and encodes 624 amino acids. Gene Ontology annotation, biological process: endocytosis. The record is from RefSeq and is a predicted model, not a curated record. Gene Ontology annotation, cellular component: clathrin vesicle coat; endosome; plasma membrane. NCBI's taxonomy places the organism in Eukaryota, Oomycota, Saprolegniomycetes, Saprolegniales, Saprolegniaceae. Gene Ontology annotation, molecular function: clathrin binding; phospholipid binding.
AUGGACCGCUUGAUGCUCGACAAGUUCAAGAACGCGCUGGACGACGCGAAAGGCGCGGUGAAGGCGCGCAUGGGCUCCGAGACGGAGCGCAAGAUCGAAGAAGCGCUCUCGAACAAGAACUGGGGCGCGUCGAGCACGCUCUUGAACGAGCUCGCGCAAUUGACCUACGAAUACGAAUCGUACAACCUCAUCAUGAAGAAGGUCUGGGAAGGCAUGGACGUCGAGGCGCGGCAAUGGCGCACGGUCUUCAAGGCGCUCACGCUGCUCGACCAUCUGAUCAAGAACGGCACGGAGCGCGUCGUCGAGAACGCCAGAGAUCACAUGUUCAAGCUGCGAACGCUCUCGGAUUUCAACUAUUACGACGGCUCGGCCGACAAAGGCGCCGGCGUGCGGGAAAAGGUCAAGCAAGUGCUCGAGAUGCUCAACGACAACGACCGCAUUCGCGACGAGCGAGAAAAGGCCAAGCGCCUCCGCGACAAGUACACGGGUGUCGGCUCCAGCGGCAACAUUGGCGGCGGCGGCGGCUACGCGAGCAACUCGGGCGGUUAUGGCAACAGUGGUGGCAGUGGCUACGGCAACUCGGGUGGCGGUGGCUACGGCAACUCGGGCGGCAGCGGCUACGGCAACUCGGGCGGCAGUGGCUACGGCAAUUCGGGCGGCAGCGGCGGCGGCUAUGGCAACAGUGGCAGUGGCGGCUACGGCAACAGCGGCACCGGUGGUUACGGCAACACGGACGAGCGACGAACGAACAGCCGCGACAAGUACGACCAAGGUGGCUAUGACAACCCGCGUCCGAGCAGCCGCACGGGCAGCCGCGAUAAGUACGAAUCGCGCCACGAUGAAGACGAGUCGGAAGAGGAGGUCCGGCCCAAGGCGCGUCGGUCGUCCAAGAAGAAGGCGGCCAAGGAAGCGGAACCCGUGGCCGACGACGAGCCCGUGCGCGCGCCGUCGGCGGCGCCCUCGCUCUUGGACCAAGACUUCUUUUCGACGCCGGCGCCGGCCGUGACUGUGCACCCCGUGGCGGACCCGUUUGCGCUGCCGGCGGCCCCCGCUGCGCCGGCCUUUGGCAAUGCGUUUGGUGGUGCGCCCACGGGCUUUGGUCAGAUGCCAGCGGCCGCCGGCUUCCCGCCGCAGCAGCCCGCGAUGAACCAGUUUCCAGGCGGCUUCCAGAACUUGCCGGCCGCGCCGAUCAUGGGCGGCAUGGCCGCCGGCCAAUUCGGCUCGCGUCCCAGCAUGACACAGCCAUACGGUAGCAACCCGCCGGGUCAGCAGCCGUACGGAAGUAACCCGCAGGGCCAGCAGCCGAUCUACGGCAGCAACAACACCAUGGGCCAGUACGGCCAGCCCGCCGGUCAGUUUGGCGCGCCGCAACAGCAACAACAGCAGCAGCAGCAACCGCCGGCGAUGAAGAAGGAAGAGCCGCCGCGCUCGAACGAUGCGUGGGGCGCGGGCUCCAACCUCUUUGACUUGAGCAACCUCAGCAAGAGCAGCGCGACGACGACAAGCGCGGCCAUGCCGGCCGCCAAGCAGCCGCCGGCGUUUGGCGCUCAGAACAGCUUCAACGGCCUCGACACACUCGCCGGUAUGCCUAACAAGGGCCCUACCCCGAUGCCGGCCAUGGGCGGGAUGGGCCAGACGCAAAUGCGCCCGGCCAUGGGCGGCAUGAAUCCAAUGGGCGGCCAGCCGCAGUACGGCCAACCGCAGUACGGCCAACCGCAGUACGGUCAGCCGCAACAGCAGUAUGGCCAGCCUCAAUACGGUCAGCCGCAGCCCCCGUAUGGGCAGGCGCAAUACGGCCAGCCUCAGUACGGCCAGCAGCAGCAACAGCAGCAGCAGUAUGGCCAGCAGCAGUAUGGCGGCUUCCGCCCGUUCUAA